Messenger RNA from Saccostrea cuccullata (small rock oyster), 2423 nucleotides. Its product is annotated as serine protease inhibitor dipetalogastin-like. The coding region runs from base 1619 to 2191 and encodes 190 amino acids. Lineage: Eukaryota; Metazoa; Mollusca; Bivalvia; Ostreida; Ostreidae. The transcript is spliced from 5 exons. The record is from RefSeq and is a predicted model, not a curated record. Gene Ontology annotation, molecular function: protein binding.
UCAAUGAUAAUCUCACAACUAAGCAUUAUGAUAAAUGUGAUGACUUUCAAUUUUCAACCGUUAUCUUCAUUACUUAUGCAACAAUAAACCUUUAUCACCUGCAUACUGGGUUUAUAUCUCUCAGUUGAUUCGAUACACAAGAGCAUGCUCUGCGUAUAUAUGCGUUCAAUUUCUAAAAUGAGGUAAAUUUUUAACAAAUUGAUGAAAAAAGAAUAUCAGCAGUAUCGUUUAAAGUAAUCAUUUCGUACGUUUUAUGGUCGAUAUGAAUGACUUUGUCAGCAAAUACAAUUUAUCAAUAAGUCAAAUGCCGAAUAACAAUUUCAAAAAUAAUUGUUAGACUAUUAUUUACACACUGAAUUGUCGACGGAUUUUCCCGGGUUUUUUCUCUCGAUCAUAUGACAAGCAGCACACGGCGGGUGUGACCGGUCGGCAGGGGGUGCUCACUUCUCCAUGACACCUAAUCCCACCUCUGAUGUGUCGGAGGUCCGUGUUUGCUCUGCUCCUAUUUUGUAUUGUUGGUCCUUUGAGCUUGAAUACUGUUCGUUACCUCCAUAUAAUUCACAUUGACAAUUAUAAUCAAAGGCAGAAAACAUUUAUGCAUGAUUCAUCUUUAAUUUGAAUGAUGAAAUUAUAGAUAUUUAUUCCAUCAGAUAAACAUAUCAAUUUGGUGUAUUGUACAUACAACAGAUAAGAUAAGGAUACCGCACGUUUAAUGACGUUUUAAGACCUCGAAUGGAAGCAGCUGGCACUCUCUGUGCAAUGUAGUUUAGCAACGAAUUUAUUCAGAGGUAUUGUUUAAAUUAAUUAUGAUAUCAUUAUUAACUUUUUUCUGUUUGCUAAACAAGAAAUAUGUUGUUAUUUCAAUCAAAUACCAAAGGGGCAUUCUAACAUCUUUAAAGACAUAAGUACAUUAAUACUAAUAUAACAAGGCGCGUAAUUCUUCAUUUAAAUUUAUUUGAUAUUUUGGCAAACAAUUGUCAGCAAUGAAACACAAACAAUGUGAAAUUUGUAUAUUGCAACCAAAACAAGUUUAUUUAGAAGUUCCAUCGAUGUUUUAUGAUUGUUUUUGUAGUGUUCUUGGGGUCAUCAACCGAAUUUGAAUUACUUAAUAAGUGCCAUGCAUAUUUCUUCUUUUUGAGGGACAAAUUGUUUUACGGUUAUAAAUUACGUGUUAUUUCUUUGAGCUUCAUAUAAACGAAAAAUAAGAGGUUUACGUCGGAGGAAAGUCAAAGAUUUUCUGCAACCGUAAGUAAAAUAUCAUUUAUCAAUUUAGAGUACAGUGUACCUCUUUUCCUGAAUUUUUUUUCAUGAAGAUAAUAAAAGCAGAGCAUCCAAAAAAAAUUACAAAAUUCUUUUGUGAUGUGGAGAAGUAUUUUGUAAAUCAAUUUUCAGUUACAGUUUGUUUGUAAACUGUGAGUUUAACUAUUCAUUCUUUAACGGACAUAUAUUAAACGUCAACCCAUUCGUAAACUAAUAAAUGUCAUUAAAAUCAGAAAUUUGUGUGGAAGAGUUAAGAGAACUCAGAAACGAAAGAUGAAAUUGAAUUUAAAAAAUACUUAUCUAUUGAAGCGGAAAUCGUUUUGCAAAUUACACUAAUAGAGGGAAAAACAUAUUUAAAAUGUAUUUUCUUUUAAUGUUCUCAGAUAUGAUGGAUGUCACACUUUUGAUGGUUUGUUCGUCAGUUGUGUCCGUUAUCCUGGCUAGAAAUGUUCCCUGCAUUUGUACAGAGACUGUGGAACCAAUAUGUGGAGAGGACGGCGUCACAUACAACAAUUCAUGCAUCAUGGAAUGCGCGGGUGUAACGGCUGCAGAUAAUCCAUUGUCCUGCUGCUCAUGUGAUUUGAAUUAUAAUCCUGUAUGUGGUAUUAAUGGUAGAUCGUAUGGAAAUGAAUGCAUGGCGACAUGCAGAGGUAUUCGGAUUGUAAGGAAGGGAGAAUGCCCACGUGUCCCCACUCCGUCGCCAUGUUCAGACGUCUACGAACCUGUUUGUGGAGUGGACGGGAUGACCUAUGGAAACCUUUGUAAAGCAGGGGAUGUUCGGAUUGCUUCUGAUGGGGAGUGCCCAAGACAAUGUUUUUGUUCUCCUCAUGACUACAGACCAGUCUGCGGAAGUGAUGGAAGAACCUAUCAGAAUCUCUGUCUUGCUGACUGUGUGAAUGAAAUUUAUGUGGUCAAAAUUGGAAAAUGUUGAUAAACAUUGUUGUGUGGAUGUCUGUUUUCAAUCCAGCUACUUAUUCCAAUGACUAGUGUAUCAGAGUGCUGGGCGCUUGUUUCUGAUUCAGACUGGCUAAAAAGCAAUCCGACGAAUAAGCGCUCGACUUUCUAUAUUUGAAGUCGGAAUCACAUCGGAAUCAUAUUAUGCAUCGUAUUGGCAGCUUUUCCACUGACAAAAUACCAGUGUGUUCCUGAAAAAUAAAACAUAU